Molecule: messenger RNA, 2600 nt
Organism: Anarrhichthys ocellatus (wolf-eel)
Lineage: Eukaryota; Metazoa; Chordata; Actinopteri; Perciformes; Anarhichadidae
Gene: akip1
Product: A kinase (PRKA) interacting protein 1
Exons: 4
Coding region: 997-1602 (201 amino acids)
Biological process (GO): regulation of non-canonical NF-kappaB signal transduction
Cellular component (GO): nucleoplasm
Source: RefSeq, a predicted model, not a curated record
UUGUUGCUGGUAUUUUCAGAUUGCCUCAUGCCCAAAUUUAGUUAUCCUUCACAGUAGGGUUUAAAUCAGCACAAUGUUGUAAAAUAGUUUUUACUUGUACAACUGUCUUGUUGGGGUCAAGUAUGCCCUGUAACAAUGACUACAGGUUCCCUCGAUCAAGACACCCAGCCGGUCUCAUCGGGGUUACUGCAGCCCUCAAAAUGUGAAGUUUGAAAACGGGACUUGGUGUUUGAAACAAGUCCUCACUUUGACAGUGAAGUGAAUAUAGGAACACGGAAAAGUGAUGACGAUGCAUCUUGGUUAAAGUGACAACAGGAAUGGAGAGAGAUUCAUAUGGGACCCCUCAACACUGGUUAACAGUUAAACCAGUAAAUAGUUUUCCAUUUCCUAGAUUUUUUUUUUUUUUUUUUUUUUUUUGUUUAAUAUUUUGGAGCACUGAAGAUCCAAAUUGAUCGAGGAUAUGCAAAGACUCCUGAUUGGAGAUGCGUGUUUAGGGGACCACAAUGAAUUCGAGUAAAAAAAUAUAUUUUUAUUCAAAAGUGAUAACUCUCAAGAUAUACUCUAAGGUCUUAUGAGAGCGACUAUUGACUAUCACAAUUCCUUACAAAUCAUAGGACCAGUAAAACAUUCUCCACGUGACUCUUGAGUGUUUAGGGCGGGGCUUAACAUGCAGGAUUUCCUGUCCUGUCACUUGAAAAGCACCACGGGCUACAAGCUGCAGACUGAAGAAGCACCGUUUCCUGUGUUUAUUUGUGUUUACUCGCUAACCGUCCAGUUAUCCGUGCGUUCAACAGGUAAACACAGACACAAAUCAUCUCUUCACUCGGGGGUUUGUUGACACGGCGCGAGGGAACAGUGUGACGUUAUCGUGUCGAAAACGUUAAUUGGAACGUGACGUAUGCAAUGGGACGUGAGAUUGUUUGAGGUUUUCGGUGUUGAGCUCGCGUCGGCAACGGAGAUAAAGUGAAGGACACCUGAGUUUAUCUCGACCUCUUCAUGGCAAGCCAAGCCUGGCUGGAAUCCUCUCUGCGGCGCUCUGCCAGUCUGGGCCUUGAGGUGCUGGAGCGGGCCUCCAGGCGGAGUGUAGACUGGACGAGCACUGGAGCCUCCCAGACCCCCACUACUACAGAUGAAGACACACAAAUCCCUGUCAAGAGAGCCCACACAGAGCUUGACGAUGUCUUUGCAACCCUCGCAGGGCUCAUGGCACAGCAGACCCAUCAGUGCAAGGUCGGCCAUUAUUUACCUGCACCGCUACGCUUUCAGCUCGGCCCUGAGCGCUCAAAUGUGACUAGUUGUCUGUGUCUGCAGAGGUUUUAUGAGUCGGGCUGUUGCUCCGAGCCCACUGACACCGAGAGGAGCCAUGUGUCCAGGUUCCACUCACGGCCAGCUGUUGGGACGACGGCGCCUGCACCGUCGGCCAGAAAACAUGCAACUGUGCCACAAUACAAAGGUUGUGUGUCGGCGUCUGGUGAGGAUUUCUUCAUCGAGGUCUCACCGGGGUCGUACGCCGUCACUGCCAGCGUGCCGGAGUUACAGCAGCAGACUCAGCUGGUCAGCGUCAGAGCUGGAGAGAGCAUCAACCUCACCUUUGAUCUCUGACCCCUGACCUGACCGGUCACCCUUAACCCUCAAUACCAAAACUGACCAAAGCUAAUGCUGUUUGUGUGUGUUUAUUGCUUUCCUUUUUAGAGUUUAUAUUUAUUUUGCGAUCAAAAUGUUUUUAUUUGCUGCAUAUUGAGAAGCCACAUUUUAUUUUACAACAUCAUGAAGUCUUAACCUGCACUUAAACCGCAUCAGUGUGUAUAAAUAAAGUUGUAUUUUUUUAUCAAAUUCAUGUAUCUUUAACUUCUAACAAUAUUUCUACCGUGAGGUUUUAUUGGUGCACUGACACAUUAUGUGUAAACAGUAGCAGCAUUGUAGCCAGAGAAAGACCUCAGUCCUGCCGGGACACAGGAACCGGGUUCAAACUGAACCACAGCGGCAGUUUAAACAGCAGUUUCUGAGGGCAAGGUGAGGAUGGGAUGUGAAGGUGAAGAAUGCUCAUAAGUGGCUGUAUUUCUUAAGGAAACUUAGUAAAACAAAAUCCCUGUGCCAAGUUCUUGUUACUUUAUACAGAAGAGCAAUAGAAAGCAUCCUGACUGUUGACAUUAAAAACUGGCAUUGGAUGUGCACGGCUCAGGACUGGAAAGCUGUACAGCGGGUGAUUGAAAACCGUCAAGAACAUCAUCAGUACACAUCCAUCGCGCAUCAGUGAUAUUGGUGACAAGAGGCGCCUGCAAAGAGCCGUGAAUGAUAUUAAAAGACAAAACCCACCACAGCCUGAUAACUCUGCUGCCGUCUGGCAAGAGUUACAGAAGUAUCAGCUGCCGAGCAACCAGAGUUCAGAACAGCUUCUUUCCUCCGGCUGUGAGACUCCUUAAUCCAUCCUCCACCCUCUACAUAUAACGUGUUUUUGUGUUUUGUUAUGGAAAAUGGGAGUACACUCUGCAUUUCGUUGUACAAAGACAAUGAAAAUAUCCUUGUAUGUGACUUUGACCCAGAAAAUGCAGAUUUAAACCUAAUUGCAGAGCAACUUUCACAACCUUGAUGACCUUAUU